Messenger RNA from Schistocerca piceifrons (Central American locust), 444 nucleotides. Its product is annotated as protease inhibitors-like. The record is from RefSeq and is a predicted model, not a curated record. The transcript has 4 exons. The coding region runs from base 1 to 444 and encodes 147 amino acids. Gene Ontology annotation, molecular function: peptidase inhibitor activity. NCBI's taxonomy places the organism in Eukaryota, Metazoa, Arthropoda, Insecta, Orthoptera, Acrididae.
AUGAGGACUCGCGCCGCGCUGACUGCCACCGCCCUCGUGGUCAUCCUCUGCGUGGGCGUCGCUGCGGGCUUUGACGAAUCGUGCACCCCUGGUGAGGUGAAGAUGAAAGAUUGCAACACCUGCAGAUGUAGUGGUACUGGCAUAUGGGGAUGUACUCGCAUGGCUUGUCCACAGCCUGAAGAUGAGAGCGUGAAGGUGGCUGUGAAGCGGAACGCGCAGAACUGCGCCCCCAACACGACGUUCAAGCUGGACUGCAACACGUGCACUUGUAACAGCGCCGGCACCGGAGCACUCUGCACCCUGAAGGGCUGUCCGAAGCGCAGCCGCAGAGCGAUCGCGUGCACUCCGGGGUCGGUUUUCAAGAGGGGCUGCAACCUGUGCCAGUGUAUGCUCGACGGCCGUUCCACAGUGUGCACUCACAUAGACUGCCCACGAGAGAAUUAG